UUUCCCCUUUUUCCAUUCUACAGGAAGAGAGUAAGAAAGAAACACGAGGGAGAAAGCGUUGGAGGAACUGCCCUAUCACCUUCCAUUACGGAGAACAGAACCUGAAAAACCUGUUCUCCUAUCUUCCUGGCAGGUUUCUCCUUCGAUUUCUACGAUUACUCUCUCGAGGGUUUGGUCUUUGAUGCAUCUGGUUAUUGCUUUAGAUACAAACUUUCGGCCUUUUUGCUUUUUUUUUUUUUUUUUAUUGAACCCUUUGAUUUUCGGGUCAAGAUAAGAGAAGGUUUUGGUAUUGCUCUAAUAUAAUAAAGUAGUUUUCUUUGAUUGAACCCAUUGAUUUAUUUGUCUUAAUCAAAAUAAGACAAGAGUUUGGAUUAUUUGAUCCUUGGUCUUUGAAUUUUGAACUGGGUUUUAUUGGCACACGAUCAAUGGGAGAAUUGAAGAAUUGAGAGAGGACUUGGGUUUCUUGACUUCGUGAUCAUUGGAUUUUCUAUAUCUGUGGAUGUAUCUUUUUAUUAUUGAAGAGAAGAAUAGGCUUGUGAACUUGCCCAAUUUCUUUCUGGGUGUUCUCAGGUCAUCAUUGAAUCUGAAUCUACCGUUUGAACAAGAGGUCUUUUCUUUUUGUAUCCCUAGAGAUAGAUGGGAUAAGGAGUUCUUCAAACUCCAGGGUGGCUAGUAUCUUUUUUUAAUUUGUGACUUCACACAGUUCUUGGUAGUAUAGAAUUUGGAUUACAUCUGGGAUUAUAUUGAUAUGGGUUCUCCGCAAGGUUCUACUUUUUCGGCUAAUAUGGCAGGUUUAGUUGAUGGUUCUCCUUCUCGCAGAGAGGUCUCUUAUAUUGAUACUAUGCCUGUUUAUGUUAAGGAGCUCAUUGCUGGGGGAGCUGCUGGAGGAAUUGCAAAGACUGCUGUUGCCCCCCUUGAAAGGACUAAAAUACUCUUGCAGACAAGAACUGAAGGUUUUCAAUCUCUUGGGGUGUCUCAAUCCUUGAAGAAACUAUUUAAGCAUGAGGGAAUUCUUGGCUUUUAUAAGGGAAAUGGAGCUAGUGUUAUUCGGAUUGUUCCUUAUGCAGCCUUACAUUUCAUGACAUAUGAGCAGUAUCGCAGUUGGAUCUUGAAUAACUGUCCUGCUCUAGGUUCAGGGCCUGUUAUAGAUUUAUUAGCUGGUUCAGUGGCUGGAGGAACAGCAGUUUUAUGCACAUAUCCCUUAGAUUUGGCUCGUACUAAACUUGCGUAUCAGGUAUUGGACACAACUGGAAAUUUCAGAUCUGGCAUGAAAAGUAUAGGCGCUCGACCUGCUUAUGGUGGCCUGAAAGAUGUAAUUACGAAUGUCUACCGGGAAGGGGGAGUACGUGCACUGUAUCGGGGAGUGGGCCCUACACUCACUGGGAUCCUUCCUUAUGCCGGUUUAAAGUUCUACGUGUACGAGGAACUUAAGAGGCAUGUCCCUGAGGAGCAGCAAAAGUCAAUAGUGAUGCGCCUUUCAUGUGGAGCUUUAGCUGGGUUACUUGGACAGACCUUCACAUACCCAUUAGAUGUAGUUCGAAGACAGAUGCAGGUUGAAAAUUUGCAACCUUCAGUUCAAGGUCAUGGCAGAUACAGGAACACAUGGGAUGGGCUUUCCACUAUAGUCCGCAAACAAGGAUGGAGACAGUUAUUUGCAGGUCUUAGCAUUAACUAUAUUAAGAUUGUUCCCUCUGUGGCAAUUGGCUUUACAGCAUAUGACACGAUGAAGAUGUGGCUUCGAAUCCCACCUCGACAGAAGUCCCAACCACUGUCCGCUGGAUAAGUCUCUGACCAACGAACGCAACUCUGUUGUUACAUUACAUGCAUACAGCUAGUACGCCUUCGCAAUACCUUAUUGUUCUGCACCUUUAAAAAUAGUUUCAACCAUACUGACUCGCAGGCCAGAGGAUUUCUGUUCUAUUCUCUGUUGGGGGUAGACCUAAAACAGUUUAAUGGUACUUAUGUUUUAACAAUUUUUUUUUCAUAUAUUAAAUCAUAUGUAAAAGUAAUGAUGAUUUGGCUUAAGAGUAUGAUUCGAUGACGUUCAUCAGCAUUGGUCAUUCAGCAAUAAUGUAACACGAUACAUCUUAAGACUUUGGAACAUGACCAUUAAAAACUGGGUCUAAGUUGUGUAACUUUCGAUUAUUGGUAAAAUCAUUCCAUCAUUGUUGCA
Messenger RNA from Ricinus communis (castor bean), 2173 nucleotides. RefSeq names its product mitochondrial carrier protein CoAc1. The record is from RefSeq and is a predicted model, not a curated record. Bases 749 to 1783 code for a protein of 344 amino acids. The transcript is spliced from 7 exons. Gene Ontology annotation, biological process: transmembrane transport. Lineage: Eukaryota; Viridiplantae; Streptophyta; Magnoliopsida; Malpighiales; Euphorbiaceae.